This is a messenger RNA of Sitodiplosis mosellana (orange wheat blossom midge), 843 nucleotides long. RefSeq names its product cilia- and flagella-associated protein 20 (gene Bug22). Gene Ontology annotation, cellular component: motile cilium; ciliary basal body. Gene Ontology annotation, biological process: regulation of cilium beat frequency involved in ciliary motility; cilium assembly; positive regulation of cell motility. The record is from RefSeq and is a predicted model, not a curated record. The coding region runs from base 127 to 723 and encodes 198 amino acids. The transcript is spliced from 2 exons. NCBI's taxonomy places the organism in Eukaryota, Metazoa, Arthropoda, Insecta, Diptera, Cecidomyiidae.
UCUCAAUGGCAACUAAGCGAAACAACAAAACAUUAACCUAAAUUAAAUAUCAAACAGAACGACGCAUCGAACGGUGCUAUAAAACACAGAAAAAAUAAGUUUCAAGUGCGUGGAUCUCAAGUAAUCAUGUUUAAAAAUACGUUUCAAUCAGGGUUCUUGUCGAUAUUAUACAGUAUUGGUAGUAAGCCACUGCAAAUCUGGGAUAAAAAAGUGCGAAAUGGUCACAUCAAGCGAAUCACCGACAAUGACAUUCAGAGCUUGGUAUUGGAAAUUGUUGGCACAAAUGUAAGCACCACAUAUAUCACAUGUCCAGCCGAUCCGAAGAAAACAUUGGGCAUCAAGUUACCGUUUCUGGUGAUGAUUAUCAAAAAUCUGAAGAAAUAUUUCACCUUUGAAGUACAAAUUUUAGACGAUAAAAAUGUGAGGAGGCGAUUCAGAGCGAGCAAUUAUCAGUCGACGACACGAGUAAAGCCAUUUAUUUGCACGAUGCCGAUGCGAUUGGACGAAGGAUGGAACCAAAUCCAAUUCAACCUGUCCGAUUUUACACGACGAGCUUACGGCACCAACUAUGUUGAAACGUUGCGUGUACAGAUUCACGCUAAUUGCCGAAUACGACGCGUUUACUUCUCCGAUCGACUUUAUUCGGAAGAUGAACUCCCAGCUGAAUUCAAAUUGUUCUUACCCAUUCAAAAACCACCGGCAAAAGCAGUAACACAAGCCUAAGACAAUACCUAUCCACUUUCGAUCAAUUUAAAAUCGGUUUCUAAACUUUACCGUUUUGACAUUUAAACUUUCUCCCUUCAAUCGUUUUGGAUUAAUAAAAAAAAAUGCGAUAAUUUCAGU